AUGGCGGCCGUGGCCGCGGCCUCAGCACACCAAGCGUGGGGAGAGGGCGAGGGCAGCGCCUCCAUUGCCGAUCUCCUACCAGGCAUUGAGCAGGCUAUUGGAGGGCGCCGGGAUUGUGACUUGCGACGAGCAGGGAUUCUUUCACGAGGUGAAAGGAUUGGGGCUCGUCUCCAAGGUCUUACAAUGUUCGUGAGCUUCUCAAGAGCAAUGCGAGCUCCAUCGCUCCUCCGACUCGGAACUGAUCCUCCACCUGGCGAGGAGGCGCCGCUGCUGGGAAAGAUCUGCUUGGCUUGCGAGCAGCUAGACGGAGCUUUCAGCUUGAUCUUCAUGACUUCGGAGAUGGUGGUGGCGGUGAGGGAUCCUCGCGGCUUUCAGCCGCUGGUGCACGGUGGUUUUCGCGUCGGAGACUUGCGCCUUCAAUCUUAUCCACGCCAGGUACGAGAGGGAAGUCGAGCCGGGGGAAGUUUUGGUGGCGACCAAGUCGGAGAAUGGCCGCGGCAGCGUGAACGUAGAACAUUUCCACGAGCUCGAGAAGGCCGAGUCUCUGAAGCUGUGCUUGUUCGAGCUCUUCUACUUGUCCUGGGCGGAUUCCUUCCUCUUUGGAACCUCACCAGAUACAGGCUUGGCGAGCUUCCAGCCGAGGAUUUCCCAGUGGACUGUGACUUCGCCAUGGCGAUGCCAGAUUCCGGGAUGGUGUCGCUGCUCGGCUACGCGAGCAAGCUCGGGAUUCCAAUCCAGCAGGCGCUCAUCCGGUCGCACGACUCGUCUCGGACUUUCAUCCAGCCGCGAGAAGUUGACCGGAAGCGCAAGGUUUUGAUGAAGCUGGCUCCGGUUCCGGAGAUCCUGGAAGGCAAGAAGGUGGUCGUGGUGGACGACUCCAUCGUUCGCGGGACAACUUCCAGGAUCAUCGUCGAGAUCUUGCGGUCGGCUGGAGCGAGAGAAGUUCACUUGAGGAUCCCGAGUCCUCCGGUGAUCGACAGCUGCUACUACGGAGUUGACACUCCCACAAAGGAGGAGCUGCUGCUGUUUAAGAUGUCGCAAGCCGAGGCUUGCGAGUACAUUGGAGCCGACUCGCUCGAGUUCUUGUCGCUGGAGAGGAUCAAAGCAAAGAUAGGGAAUGGCCGCCAUUUUUGCUAUGUGUGCUUCACUGGGUGUCACAUUGGGUGCUCCAAACGAGCUGUGGAAUUGGCAGUUUGA
Selaginella moellendorffii is the source of this 1197-nucleotide messenger RNA. Its product is annotated as amidophosphoribosyltransferase 2, chloroplastic. The coding region runs from base 1 to 1197 and encodes 398 amino acids. Gene Ontology annotation, cellular component: cytoplasm. The record is from RefSeq and is a predicted model, not a curated record. Lineage: Eukaryota; Viridiplantae; Streptophyta; Lycopodiopsida; Selaginellales; Selaginellaceae. Gene Ontology annotation, molecular function: amidophosphoribosyltransferase activity. Gene Ontology annotation, biological process: purine nucleotide biosynthetic process. The transcript has 3 exons.